This is a messenger RNA of Aplosporella prunicola CBS 121167, 2201 nucleotides long. RefSeq lists its product as uncharacterized. The transcript has 2 exons. The record is from RefSeq and is a predicted model, not a curated record. Gene Ontology annotation, biological process: proteolysis. The coding region runs from base 39 to 1853 and encodes 604 amino acids. Gene Ontology annotation, molecular function: tripeptidyl-peptidase activity; serine-type endopeptidase activity. Lineage: Eukaryota; Fungi; Ascomycota; Dothideomycetes; Botryosphaeriales; Aplosporellaceae.
GAAGGUCUUUCGUUGGAUUCUUUCCCUCACUUUCAAUCAUGCGCGCCGCUACCCUCGUUGCGGGGCUGCUGUCUCUGGCUGGCGCCGUCAAUGGCUUGAGCUUCGCGAACCUCGAGCGUCUGGAGGAACUGCGUGCUGUCCCGAAGGAUUGGCACCAGGUCGGCUCACCCGAGGCGGAUCAGAAGUUGCGUUUCAUGAUCGCUGUCAAGCAGCCCGCGAACGAGGCGAUCUUUGAGCAGACACUGCUUGACAUCUCCACCCCGAGCCACCCGAACUAUGGAAAGCACAUGAAGCGCGAUGAGCUCAAGGCCUUGCUCCGUCCUCGUGCUGAUGUCACCGAGGCCAUCCUCGACUGGCUUCAGUCUUCUGGCAUCAAGGACGAGAACAUUGAGAAUGAUGGCGAGUGGAUCAACUUUGAUGCAACCGUUUCCCAGGCCGAGAAGAUGAUGGACACCAAGUUCAACACCUAUCGCAGCCAGAUCCGCAAGAACAUCCAGAAAGUUCGGACCCUGCGUUACUCCGUGCCUGCCGAGAUCAAGGAGCACAUUAAGAUGAUCCAGCCCACAACUCGUUUCGCUCAGAUCAGGCCCGAGAGGAGCCAGGUCCUUGACAAGCAACUCCUCAGCGAGGCGCAGCUUCAGCUCAACACCACCUCUUGCAACUCUACUAUUACUCCGACCUGUCUCAGGGAUCUCUACAACAUCAAGGGCUUCACGCCCAAGGUCAAUGGCUCUUCUUUCAUGGCCGUGAAUGGAUUCCUCGAGGAAUACGCUCGCUACGAUGAUCUGCAGCAGUUUGAGGAGAAGUACGCUCCCUGGGCUGCCGCCAAGAGCUUCAAUUUCGGCUCGAUCAACGGCUCGCAGUUCCCUCAGGAAACCGCCGACGACAGUAUCGAGGCCAACCUGGACAUCCAAUACACGGUGCCGCUCGUGGCCCCACUGGAUGUGACCUACUACUACACUUCUGGACGCGGCCCGCUGGUUCCAGACCUUGACCAACCCGGCGAGUCGUCCAACGAGCCGUACCUUGAGUUCUUCACGGAGCUGCUCAAGAAGCCCGACUCGGAGCUGCCCCACACGCUGACGACCUCAUACGGCGAGGACGAGCAGAGCGUGCCGCGUCCGUACGCCGAGAGCGUGUGUAGUUUGAUCGGGCAGCUCGGCGCGCGCGGCGUCUCGGUGCUCUUCUCUUCUGGUGACACAGGCCCAGGUUCCGCGUGCCAGACCAACGACGGCAAGAACACGACGCGCUUCCUGCCCAUCUUCCCGGCCGCAUGCCCGUACGUUACCUCCGUUGGCGGAACUUUCCACGUCGAGCCCGAGGAGGCGGUCGACUUCUCGUCUGGCGGCUUCUCCGACAUCUGGCCCCGCCCUGACUGGCAGGAUGCGGCUGUGUCGAAGUACCUCGGCAUUCUCGGCGACCGCUGGGACGGACUUUACAACCCCGAAGGCCGUGGCUUCCCGGACGUCGCGGCGCAGGGCUACAACUUCCACGUCGUCGACAAGGGCAGGGAAACCCUCGUUGGCGGCACCUCCGCCUCCUCGCCCGCUUUCGCGUCGAUUGUCGCACUGCUCAACGCCGCCCGCAUCGAGAAGGGUCUUCCUGUCCUGGGAUGGCUGAACCCGUGGCUGUACAGCGGCUCGGCCGCCCAGGGCUUGACGGAUAUUGUUGACGGUGGCUCCACCGGCUGCACGGGCACUGACAUGUACUCCGGCCUGGAUGCGCCGUAUGUGCCGUACGCGGGCUGGAAUGCCACGGAGGGCUGGGACCCGGUUACGGGCUUGGGCACGCCGAAGUUCGAUGUCCUGCUGCAGGAGGUCUCGAAGACGAGGACUGGCUACUUCCAUGCUUGAGUGAGAGGCGGUGCAGGAUGAGCGCUGUGAUGGUGCUGGUUGCCUGUAGAUAGGACUGCCUAGUUUCCUUACUCUUACGUCUCUACGAAUGCAGCUACGAUAAUAACGCCUACACUCUUGACUCUUUGCUUGCGUGAAUUGCAUAUUCGAUAUCUACGAACUCCAGGUAAUGACCCAGCAUCACAUCACCAAAAAGACAAAAACAAAAAAGCACGCGCCACACACACGGCCGCCGCCGCCCACCGCCAGCCGGGCAACGGGUGUUGCCCCCCGUUGGCACCAUCCGAAAAAAAGGCGUCUUUUUCGUAUAAAACGGCGUCAACUCGUUACGAAACAACUACCUACAGG